Ipomoea triloba (trilobed morning glory) is the source of this 4068-nucleotide messenger RNA. RefSeq names its product lysine-specific demethylase JMJ25-like. The transcript has 13 exons. Lineage: Eukaryota; Viridiplantae; Streptophyta; Magnoliopsida; Solanales; Convolvulaceae. Gene Ontology annotation, biological process: regulation of transcription by RNA polymerase II. Gene Ontology annotation, cellular component: chromatin; histone deacetylase complex. Bases 556 to 3858 code for a protein of 1100 amino acids. Gene Ontology annotation, molecular function: histone H3K9 demethylase activity; chromatin DNA binding; transcription coregulator activity. The record is from RefSeq and is a predicted model, not a curated record.
UCAGUUAUGGGCCAAGAGGACUGAUUAAAUAUUCAAGAGAAGUGCGAUUGCGACUGCAACCAAUACUACGCUUCUUUUAGCAUCGUAAAAUGAAAAAAAAAAAAAAAAGAAAAAGAAAAAACAUUAUAGUAACAUAAACAGUCCUCCAUUAAAUUCAAUGGAUUACGCUAAUUGUAGUGGAGAUCCGGAUUCGAUUCUGCAAUGAAUAAUGGGUUCGCCCAAGCCCAUAAAAAAACCCGCUUGAUAUUUGAUAAUCGAGGCGACACUUGCCCUGAUUUCCCUACUCCGGCCCCCAAAUCCGCUGAUUGAUGAACUGCUGAAUUGACAGGGAAGGAAAGGCGGGAUUUUUUAAAAACUAUAUUUAUUUACCGCAUUCACUCUUCCCACCCACAGUUUCAAAACCACUACUCCUCACUCCUCAAAUCCACCGGCCAAAAAGAUUUAAUUUUUUAUUAAGAGAAUAUUUGUUGUUCUCGAUUUUUGCCGAUUUUCACUGUGAAAAUUUGCUGUAAUAUACCAAUUAAGUUGGAAGCCUGAAGCCUGAAGGCGGGAGCUAUGGAGGGAUCGAACGAGCAGGAUGUUAAGCUCGAGAUCUGCUUGAAUUUGGAUACAAGGCUCGAACUCCACCGGCCGGAGGAAAAGGAGAAGUCGCCGGAGUUGACUCAAUCAGAAGGAGCCGUUAGUUUUACUGACGUGAAGGUGAAUGCUGGUUCAGCGGCAGGUGAAGCCAAAAUUAACGGCGUUUCCGAGGUUGAAAAUGUGGUAAAGGUAAAGCCGGAGAAUAUGAAAGAUGCCUCUCUGCCGGAGCAGAAGCCGCGCCGUAAAAGAGGAAGACCCCCGAAGAAUAUUAGUAAAGCUGAACUGAGCAGCGAGGCAGUUUUUGCGUCAGAAAAGGGGAAUUUAGAGGGAAAGAUGGAAGAGCAGCAGAAUCGUCCUCGGAAAAGAGGAAGACCACCGAAGAAUCGAGCUGAGAGUGAUGGGGAUUCCAAAACAAAAGGUCUUGCUGAUGAAAGUUUGGAGCCUGACAAAGAUAAGAGGCAAUGUAAAGGCCAAAUGGAAGAAAACCGGGAAGAAAUUUGUACUCAUGUGGAAAUGGGGGAGAUGCAGAAGCCUCGUCGUAAAAGAGGAAGGCCGCCAAAAAGUAAGAAUCAAGCUGAUUGUGCCGAGAAAAGUUUGGAGUCUGGAAAAGAAGGGGUCGAAAAUGGGGCUCCUGUGAAGAACAAUAAGCCAGGUAGAAGAGGUCGGAAACCAAAAGCAAACAGAACUCAAAACCAGAGCCUUGGUGAAGAUGGGGGACUGGGUUUGGAGAGUGAAAACCCUGCUGAGAAUGAUAAAAAAAGACGAGUUAAAAGGCAGGUUAGAAAUCAACAAGAAAUCAACAAGGAUGGAGAUGGAGAAGAGGAGCAAGGGAAGGAAAAAGUGUGUAAUGAACUUGAACGGAACACUUGCCACCAGUGCAAGAGAAAUGACAAGGGAAGGGUGGUUCGUUGCACCAGUUGUAAUGCAAAGAGAUACUGUUUACUUUGCAUCACCAGAUGGUAUCCCGGUGUGCCAGAGGAGGCUUUUGCAGAAAAAUGCCCUGUAUGUCUCCAAAACUGCAAUUGCAAAGCGUGCUUGCGAUUGGAUGGGUCUAUAAGGGCAAUGAAGAAAUUAAAAUUUGAAGUCAGCUUAGAGGAGAAGGUUCAGUACUCUAAAUAUAUAUUGCUACUGCUCCUGCCUUUCUUGAGACAAUUCAAUGCAGAACAAAUGACGGAGAGAGAGGUUGAAGCUAAGAUUCGUGGAGUAAUCCCUUCAGAGUUACAUCUACAAGAAGCAAAUUGCCAGCAGAAUGAGCGGAUGUAUUGCAACAACUGCAGAACAUCCAUUUUUGAUUUUCACAGAAGCUGUUCAAAGUGUUCCUAUGACCUUUGCCUUACCUGCUGCCAAGAGCUAAGGAAUGGCCACCUACAGGGGAGUGAAAAAGAAGUUGCCGUGAAAUACAUUAACAAUGGGCUAGAGUACUUGCAUGGUGACACUAAUAGUGGAACCGCUAUGAAAGGAAGCUCCAAGAAACGUGUUGACUAUAAAGUCAUUGAAGACGUUGAGUUAAAAUCUGAAUUGAAACCCAUUGAUACUGAAGAAAAACUUUUUCUCCCAAAGCCUGCUGGUGAUUGCUGUCUUCAAUGGAGAUCUGGAGAAAAUGGUGAAAUUCCUUGUCCACCAGAUAAUAUGGGCGGUUGCAAUGAGGGAAGCUUAGUAUUAAAGCACUUGUUAGGGGAGAAUUAUGUUUCAGAAUUGCUAGCAAAAGCAGAAGAAAUAGCAAAGACAUGCAAGUUGGACGAAGUGUCUGGAGAUUCUCAGCAGACUUGUUCUUGUUUGAAAUCAGUUAACAUGAAUGACCUUCGUAACAUGUUAUGCAAGGCAGCUUCUAGGAAGGAUUCUGAUGAUAAUUAUUUAUACUUCCCCGAAGCUAAAGAUCUUCAGCAUGAGGAUCUGAAGCAUUUCCAAUGGCAUUGGCGUAAAGGAGAACCUGUAAUUGUCAGUAAUGUUCUGGAAACUACCUCAGGAUUGAGUUGGGAGCCCCGGGUUAUGCAGCGCGCCUUCCGCCAGAAAAGAAGUCAAAACCAUUCGUUUCUUUUAGAUGUGAUUGCUGUCAACUGCUUGGAUUGGUGUGAGGUUCAAAUUAAUAUCUCCAAGUUUUUUAAGGGAUAUAUGGACUGUCAAUUUGACAGAUACGGGUGGCCUCAAAUUCUCAAGCUGAAAGACUGGCCACCAUCCAAUUUAUUUGAUGAGCGGUUGCCUCGUCAUGCUGCUGAGUUUGAAAACUGCCUUCCUUUCAAGGCAUACACGAGUCCUAAAAACGGGUACUUAAAUAUUGCUGUGAAGUUGCCGGAGGAUUCCUUGAAACCAGAUAUGGGACCAAAGACAUAUAUUGCUUAUGGAAUCCAUCAAGAACUAGGCCGUGGUGACUCUGUAACCAAGCUGCAUUGUGAUAUGUCUGAUGCGGUGAAUAUCUUGACACAUGCUCAAGGAACAAAAUUAACACCGGAACACCUUUUAACUAUAGAAGAGUUGAAAAAGCGGCAUGCUGCCCAGGAUCAAAAGGAACUGGAGAUGGGUGAUCAGCAGGAAAAAUGUGAAAGUGGAGUUUAUGCAUUGAAUGAUGAAUAUCCUCGUCACGAUUUGGUGACAAAAGCAAAGUCCGUUGAUCAAGGAGAUGAGAAAUCUGCCGCCUCGAUGAAGUUAGAGAUGCAGGGUAGUACUGAUGGGGUAUUGACCGGUACUCGGAAUAUUGCCUGCACUCCUGAAACUGGUGCAAAUGGUGAAGGGGCGGGAUGUAGAAGUAUGAACCUUAACUGCGAUAUGCAAUUAAGUAAUGACUCUGAAGUAUUAGAACACAGCGAUGGUGGCGCUCUCUGGGAUAUCUUUAGGAGGGAAGAUGUUCCCAAGUUGGAAAAAUAUCUAAGGAAGCACUUCAAGGAGUUCAGGCAUAUUCAUUGUUACCCUGUGCCACAUGUUGUUCACCCCAUACACGAUCAAGCUUUUUACUUGACUGUUGAGCAUAAAAAGAGGCUUAAGGAAGAAUACGGGAUUGAACCAUGGACGUUCAUUCAAAAAUUAGGAGAUGCUGUUUUCAUACCAGCGGGUUGCCCUCAUCAAGUUAGAAAUUUAAAGUCGUGCUUAAAAGUUGCUGUUGACUUCGUUUCUCCCGAAAAUAUUCACGAGUGCAUGAGACUGACUAAGGAGUUCCGAACUCUUCCUCAAAAUCACAGGGCCAAGGAAGAUAAACUGGAGGUUAAGAAAAUGAUCAUUUGUGCAGUGAAGGACGCACUGAACGAUAUUGAGAAAUUAACUUUGGAACCGACGGGGACAAGUUAACUCAAACCAACUGCAGAUUAUGAGAGAUGUGCUGUAUAUAGCUGUCUAACAUGUCAUCUGUUUUUUCCCACUGUUAUCAUUUGCUUGACCAUUUCCUCCGUUUUUGCUUUGUCGAAAAUUGGAGAAGAGUGUUUAAUUCCACGCUUGACAUGUUACCCUGAUUGAUGAAUUAUGAUCUUAAGAAUCAAAUUCGCAUUCCACAUUUAUUUC